CUCUAAUCUAAACCACAGGGUAAAGGUCAGCCCCCAUGAAGAACACCAUAUCACCCCAGAAGAGUUCCCUCACCACCCUGUCCUACGACUCUGACUGCCUGAAGAUGCAGCCGGGAGGUGGAGGUGGAGGUGGAGGUGGAGGUGGAGGUGGAGGCGGUGGCGGUGGGGGGGGGUCCUCGGGCCGGGCGGUGCUGCGCGGCUCCCGCUCCAAGGCGGAGCUCCAGGACCUGAUGGAGACGCUGCAGCGCAGGAAGAGCGCCCUGGAGGCCAGCCUGCGCGCCGCCGAGUUCAGCCGCAGCUACCUCAGCGGCUCGCCGCCCUCCGGCGCCGGCUCCCCGCCGCCGCAGCUCGCCGCGUCCUGCUCCUCCUCCACCUCCUCCACGCGGCCGCCGCUGCAGGGCCCCGCCUCCACGCUGGGGCGCAGCGAGCGCCCGCCCUGCGCCCCCAGACCCGGCGGCGCCGGCCCCCGGCCCUACCCCUACGCCAGCAGCAGCGUGCCGCCCUCCCCACGCCAGCGGGAGCGUCCGCUCAGCCCCGGCGGCGGCGGCGGCGGCCUCCUCCGCCACGGCCACGCCCGCCACCAGUCCCAGGACAGCCUGCUGCACUCCAUCCACGGGGCGGGCGGGGGGGCGCCGAUGGCCUCCCCCGGCGGGGAGCGGAGGAGCGGGGCGGCCAGCGUGCCCUCCAGCCCCCGCAUGGGACGCCGGCUCUACGCCCAGAGCCGGGCCAGCGGGGCCCAGCGGCAGAGGAAGUACUCCACGGGGUCCCUGAACGGCCUGGGCACCCACAGCCGCUCCCUGCCCCGCCUGCACCGCGCGGCCGAGCCCCCCGCCCUCUCCCUGCCGGGCCGUCUGCCCCGGGGGGACGGCCGGACGGUGUCCCGCCGCAGCAUGUCGUCCCUGGAGCAGCCGCCCGACGUGACGGUGACGGCCUGCCCGCCCAGCACGCCGCCCCGGAGGGCCAGCAUGGCGUCGCUCAGCUCCCUGGGGCUGGAGCUGGACGGCGAGGCUCUGGAGGACCUGUGCCCGGGAGGGGGGGAGAGGAGGCUGUCCUUCACCAAGGGGCUGGGGGCGGGGGGCCGCGUGGGCAGCAUCAGCUCGCUGAACGGGAAGGAGGAGCUGAAGGACUACCACCAGCACCAGAGGGACGAGAGGCUGCGCGAGCAGAGGGUGCAGAGGCUGGAGAGCCAGCGCCUGGAGACCAUCCUGACUCUGUGCACGGGGCGGGGGCCGCCCGAGAGGGAGGCCGGCUCGGCCGUCUCAGACCUCCAGAAGAUCAACAAGGAGCUGGAGAAGCUGCAGGUGUCCGACGACGAGUCCGUCUUCUCCGACUCCCCCAACGGCACCGGCUCCGAUAGCGGCUUCGGGCCUAAAGCCAGGGACUAUCUUAGCGGGGAUGAGGCCCAGCAGGGGGGCCAGCGCCAGCCCGGGGGAUACCCGGAGCCCCGGGACCACAGUCCGGCCGUGGGCCUACGCAAUGCUGCACCCUCUCCCUCCUCCCAGCACAGGGACAAGGUCCUGGGGAGCUUUCAGUUGAAGCAGGAAGUGACCCACAUGGAAGAGGAGAGGGUUCAGGUGGUGAACAACAUUGAUGAGCUGGAGCAGAAGAUCAAAGAGCUGGACAACCAGAUGGACGAGUCCAUCAGAGAGAUGGAGGUGGAGUGUGCCCUGCUCGACGGAGAACACGACUCUGAGUUGGCCCAGCUGCAGAAAGAGAAAGAGUCACUGGAACAGCUCAACGGGAAGAUCCACAGCAUCGACAAGAACAACCGCAUCGAGAUGAAUCGGGGAGAGGAGCUAAGGGCCCAGGAGGACUCAGAGUUCCAGCGGCUGGAGAAGGAGCUGAGCCAGGAGGAGGAGAAGGAGAACCACACACAAACGCUCCUGAGGGAGAUCGCCGAGUGCCAGCGCAGCACCGUCACACGCAAGGAGAGGCUGAUGACCCUGAAGAAGCAGUCCACUCAGAUCUCCCUCCAGGCCCAGCAGGAGAGGCAGAACUUCCAGAAGGAAAAGGAAAACCUGCUCCUCAUGCUACACAAGGAAAAGGAUCACCUGGUGGCGCUGGAAGGGAAGUACGCCGAGCUGUCGGGGGGGCAAUCCUUCGCCAACAACCCGGUCACCAUCAAAGAGCAUUUGAGUGCCCUGAAGGAGAAGAGAAGGAGCAACAGCCACGAGAGCUCCUCAAACUCCACCUCCUCGGCUCUGAGCGACAGUCUGUCUCUCAUGAGGAGCCAGCAGCUCCUUUCUCCUUCCUACGGGAGGACUCUGGGUCACAAGGUCCACAUCCCCUUGUCUCAGAGCAACAGCUGUGGCAGCGUGGUCCCCCAGGUGUUCUCCGUGUCCCGGGACCUUAGCCAGGCCCGGCGCCUCAUGAAGGGCAACAACGGCCACAUGCACAUGAGCGAGGACCGACAGAGACGCAGCGACCUGUGCAGCCGCACGGUGUCGGAGUCCAACGUGUUCCUGGAGCCCUUCUCCUACUCGGUCCACAGCCACGCCUCAGACACCAUCAGCGUGGACAGCUCGGACAGCAUGGAAACCAGCUUCUCCGCGGGGUCGCCCGACAACAUCUCCAGUGCGAGCACGGCCAACAUGGCCAAGCUGGAGGAGAUGGAGCGGCUCCUACGAGAGGCCCAGGCCGAGAAGCAGAAGCUCCUGGAGUACAGGGAGCAGGAGAUGGAGAUGCGGCGGCUGGCUCUGGACGAGGAGCGGAGGAGGAGGGAGGACCUGGAGAAGCGCCUCCAGGAGGAGACCUCCAGGAGGCAGAGGCUCAUCGAGAGGGAGGUGAAGCUGAGGGAGAAGCAGAGAUCCCAGUCGAGGAUGCUGACGCGGUACCUCCCGGUGAGGAAGGACGACUUCGACCUCCACGGCCACAUCGAGGAGGCCGGGCAUAACCCCGACGCCUGCUUCCACCUCGCCAUCACCGACAAGACCUGCCGCGGCUUCCUGGUGAAGAUGGGCGGCAAGAUCAAGACCUGGAAGAAGCGCUGGUUUGUGUUCGACCAGAACCGACGGACCCUGACCUACUACGCAGAUAAACACGAGACCAAGAUGAAAGGGGUCCUCUACUUCCAGGCCAUCGAGGAGGUCUACUACGACCAUCUAAAGAGCGCACACAAAAGUCCCAACCCCUUGCUAACGUUCAGUGUGAAGACCCAUGACCGGGUCUACUACAUGGUGGCCCCCAGCCCCGAGGCCAUGAGGAUCUGGAUGGAUGUCAUUGUAACCGGGGCAGAGGGACAGAUGCACUUCAUGGUGUAGCCCGAGCCACUCUGGAGCCCGGGUUCUGGAUACGUCCUGGCCCCCUAGGAUUACUGCUACUCUUUACGCCUUCAUCCAAUGACACGGUAGAUGCAGAGAUGCAGAGUCCAUAAAAGGUCAUCAUCUUUGGAGUUAAACUUUUUUCCUUGGAGUCAAGAAUAUACUUUUCAGCUGGGAGCCUUUUGCCUCGGAGUCUAAACAUACAUGCUUUAAGCCGGGAGUCAAAGACACAACCUUUCAGCAUGGAGCCAAACAGUCAACCUUUCGGAGGGUAAUUGAACAUCCCACGUUUAAGAUGAGAAUCAAACUCCCCACCUCUCGACCGGGAGUCGAACGCAAAGCCUAUUAGCUUCGAAUCAUCCUGGCCGCUAGACAAACCUGGAGUUCCCCAGUGACGUCAGAGAUGACCUACAUCUGCGACCGUUGACUGGGAAAUUAGGAGUGGAAACUGUUCUUUCCACAGUGGAUCAGUAUCAGGUAAAGAAGAAAGUGUUAGCAUACAGACGCGGAUUAACUCCCAUUUUUCAGAACCAAAUGUCACUAAGAUAAAAUCUGAAGGACAAUGAAUGUGUUUUUUUUAUUGCAAGUGUUGUUGUUGAUGUAUCAUGAAUACCUAUUAUUUGCUUAUCUAAUCAGCAAUGUAGCUGUUGGCUUCUUCCCUUAUUUUCUAUAGCAGUGCCGAAAUAUCACACACUCCAACCAUCGCCUGCGAGCUCCAGACCACAUAAAGUCAUAGCUAUAUCAAAUGAGCAUUGUUAAAUCAUAGCGAAUUGCCCAGGCGUUAGCCAUGGACAUUAUCUGAUGCUUAUAUUUUAUAUUUAUCCAAUUCUCAGUAUUGUGACAUGUGUGGUCCAGCCCUGCCCCAUUGGUUAUGGUAUAUUGGCAUUAACACUUCCGGGGUUAGGGGCUUGUUGCCCACUGGGUCCACCCAUUCUCAGGAAUGUACGCACUCAUGGUUUUAGAAGGUUUUGUAUGAAAGUGUCCGUCUAAUUGUAUAUAAUAUCUUACAAUUUUGUGAAAUUUCAAACAUGCCUGUCCACUGAAAAUCUACCGGUACACAGAAUCAACAAAUGUACAUAAUCUUAUCACUAUUUUUGUUUAUUAUUGUUGCGUAUAAAGGUCUUGAUCACUCAACAUUCAACAAUAGUUAAUUGUUAAAAAAAUGAAUAGAGCAUUAUAUUAUAUAUAAUUUCUUGUUUCUAGUUAUUUACAUUAUUAUCAUUAACCCUCUCAGACAAAAAAAUGAAUUUUAUUCAUAGAAAACCUUUAUCUACGAGACCAAAGCAAUAGGCACCAAGCAUCUUAUCGUUGUAAUUUUUUCCAAUGAAAAUCACUCUGAAACUUUGACACAGGAAACCAGCUAAUACGCUAUAACCUCUGAACGAGAGACUGAAGAGCAGAUUUUAUAUAAUAAUAACGAAUCUUUACCUAUAUCAGGCUCAGCAGAACGCAUCCCAUUACACCUUUUCACCAGCAGAGGGCAUCAUAUACGUGACGUCAUGCUAUAGCAGGUUGCCGUUCCAAAGUCAAUAUCUCAAUAAAAAAAGAACUUACAUAUAUGAUGCUAUUAAUCCUAACUAAUGCAUGGAAUUACAGUCAUGUAUUUCGUUCUGCAAGUUAAUCAAAUGAAUAUGCAUAAUGCUGCAUAAAUGACAGUCAUUAAAAGCAGAAAACGACAGAAUAUUUUUAUUUUUUUCAUUCGAUGAAACAAACCCAGCUUGUUUCCAGAUAUGACUUAAGGCUUUAGAGAUAUUUUUAACAUCGUGUGACUGGCGUUGUGACUCUCCUCAGACCGCAAAGCUUGCGGUUUCAUGAGAGAGAACAGAUCGAGUUACAGGGCUGUGUGUGCUCGGUGUACCGAGGGCCCCUGAACACGGCCUUAACACGGCCCCUGGUGGCCUGUUUAUCUCCCCCCUCCCCCAGAACGCCACUUUCUUUGCACCACAAUUGUUCUAUAUUUUGUCUACAUUUUAUAUUAAAUGUUUUGUAUACGAAGACUGUUUAUUUUAAAGGACAUUACAUUUUUUUUUACAAGAAAAAAGACUUUCAAGAUGCUAUAUAAACAAUACGAAUAAAUAGAUUUUUAUUCAAA
Messenger RNA from Gadus macrocephalus (Pacific cod), 5352 nucleotides. RefSeq names its product pleckstrin homology-like domain, family B, member 2a (gene phldb2a). Gene Ontology annotation, cellular component: basal cortex. The transcript is spliced from 17 exons. Lineage: Eukaryota; Metazoa; Chordata; Actinopteri; Gadiformes; Gadidae. The record is from RefSeq and is a predicted model, not a curated record. Gene Ontology annotation, biological process: regulation of microtubule cytoskeleton organization. Bases 36 to 3260 code for a protein of 1074 amino acids.